Pogona vitticeps (central bearded dragon) is the source of this 2622-nucleotide messenger RNA. The record is from RefSeq and is a predicted model, not a curated record. Lineage: Eukaryota; Metazoa; Chordata; Lepidosauria; Squamata; Agamidae.
GCUCUGCCACUACGAUGCUGCCCCGUGGCUUGCGCCUGGCUGCCCUUCUGUUCCUCUGCGAUGCCCUCCUGCUCUCCUUGCUGGAUCUGGGGCGGCCCUCCCUGGCUCAGUGGGGGGUCCCGGCGGCCUGGCUGGAGGCCGCUGUGCGCCUGUUGGUGCUUUUGGGGGUCUGGGGGCUGCUCUCUCUGGGUCGUCCCUCCCACCUCGCCUCCGUGGCCGUGGCCGCCGUGAGUCUCCUGCCCCCCUCCUACCUGGCCGUGGGGCACUGGUUUGGAGACCCCCCUCUCCUCCUGUCUUCAGCCCCUUGGGCCUGGCUGCUGCUGAGCUAUGGGGCCGUGGGGCUGGCCCUCCUCGUCUGGCAGGUUCUUGGACAAGGGAAUGGCGCAAGGGGGUCAAAAAAGGGGGACACGGCGACCCUGUGGAAGGUGGUGAAGCUUUUUCGCUCAGAUGCUCCCUACAUCGCUGGGGCCUUCCUUUUUCUCACUCUGGCUGUGGUCGGCGAGACCCUCAUCCCUUAUUACAUGGGACGUCUGAUUGACCUCUUGAACACCAAGUACGACUCGGAUGCCUUCUUCUGGGCCAUCUUUUUCGUGGCUGUGUUUUCGCUUGGGAGUUCUCUCUCUGCCGGUUGCCGUGGAGGGCUGUUCAUGCUCACCAUCUCCCGGAUGAUCAUCCGGAUGCGGGGCCUCCUCUUCUCGUCCCUUGUGCGGCAGGACAUGGCUUUUUUCCAGGAGGUGAAAACAGGGGACUUGACUUCUCGCCUGUCCACGGACACGACCAUGAUGAGCCGCUCGGUGCCGCUCAAUGCCAACGUCUUCCUGCGCAGCCUGAUCAAAGUUGUGGGGCUGUACGGGUUCAUGGUCAGUGUCUCGUGGCGCUUGACCCUCCUGACCCUCAUCGAGACGCCCCUCAUGCUGGCUGUCCAGAAGUUCUACGACGUCCGUCAUAAGGCUUUGCUGAAGGCGAUCCAGGACUCUGUUGCGCACUCCGGGGAGGUGGUGCGUGAGACGGUCUCUUCCAUCGAGACGGUGCGCGGCUUUGCCACCGAAGAGGAGGAGUCCGAGCGCUACGACACAACGCUGAAGAAGACUCAGCAGCUGAGGAACCAGAGAGAUCUGGAGAGGACCGCCUACUUGCUCGUCCGAAGGAUCCUCCAGCUGGGCCUGAAGCUGAUCCUGCUUCACUGCGGGUACCAGCAGAUCCUCGCUGGCCUCAUCACCAAAGGAAAUCUGGUCUCCUUCGUUCUCUACCAGAUGGAAGUGGGGCACCAUGUGGAGACCCUGAUGUAUAUGUACGGAGACGUGCUGAGCAACGUGGGUGCUGCAGAGAAGGUGUUCGAGUAUCUUCACCGGGAGCCGUCCGUUCACACAGAGGGGACUCUGGCCCCGGACUUCCUCCGCGGGCUCGUCUCAUUCAGAAAUGUUUCCUUCUCUUAUCCUUCUCGCCCUGACAUCCAGGUCUUAAAGAACGUCUCCUUUGAGUUGCGCCCCGGGGAAGUGACGGCGCUGGUGGGUCUGAACGGCAGUGGCAAGAGCACCUGCGUGGCCCUCCUGGAGCGGUUCUACGAGCCUCAGUCUGGGGAGAUCCUGCUGGAUGGGGUCCCGAUCCAGGAAUAUGAACACAAAUACCUCCACCGGCAGGUGGCGCUGGUGGGUCAGGAGCCCAUCCUCUUCUCGGGCUCCAUUUGGGACAAUAUCACUUACGGGUUGGAGAACUGUAGCCUGGAGGAAGUGAGGGCUGCGGCAGAAGAAGCCGACGCCUUGGGAUUCAUCCAUGAGUUGGAAGGAGGCUUCAAUGCAGAUGUUGGAGAAAAGGGAGGCCAGCUGUCUAUUGGACAGAAGCAGCGCCUGGCUAUCUCCCGGGCCCUGAUCCGGAACCCCAAGGUCUUGGUGCUGGACGAAGCCACGAGCGCCCUGGAUGUGGAGAGCGAAGCUGCUAUCCAGCGGUCGGUGCUGAACCGCCAGGCCCGGGCGGUGCUGGUGAUCGCUCACCGGAUGCAGACGGUGGAGAACGCCCACAAGAUCGUGGUGCUGGAAGGCGGAGAGGUUGUCGAGGAGGGGAGCCACCCCGAGCUGAUGGGACGGAGGGGGACCUACUACCGGCUGGUGCAGAGGAGCGGCGCGGAGUGACUUCUGGAAGGUGUGAAGAACCUCGUCUUGAAUGUGGAAUACCAAAUACGUGGGACUUUUUAGGUUGUUUGUUUUGUUGUGUUGCACUUUGGAGUGCAGUCUGGCCAACGAGACCUGCUCUCUGGCCCGUCUUAUGGACUGGCACCGUGAGCAGCAUGAACGUGACGGAGGCUAAGGAAUACCGGUGGCCAGUUUGUGCAACUUGGGGGGGGGAGUGUCUGGGAGGCUGAAUUAGAAAUGCCCUUUUUUGCCCUUGAGUAGAAACUAAAGGAAGAAGAGUUGCCUGAUUUCUUUCUUUGCCCCCACCCCAUCUUUAUUUUAUAUAGGUAGUAAUUACAGGACAAUAAUAAAUUUUCUAUUGAACACUGACUUUUACAGCUUGUUCUAGGAAAAAGAACAUAAGAAAGUAACAAGCAAUAUGUUCCCUUCUCAAUAUAAGAAAAAGAUUUUAAUGAAGUUACUGCAAGGAAUAAACUAGGAAUUAAUCGUGUAA